Molecule: messenger RNA, 2994 nt
Organism: Punctularia strigosozonata HHB-11173 SS5
Lineage: Eukaryota; Fungi; Basidiomycota; Agaricomycetes; Corticiales; Punctulariaceae
Exons: 1
Coding region: 1-2994 (997 amino acids)
Source: RefSeq, a predicted model, not a curated record
AUGCACGAGCGUGGAUGGGUUCGCAAUGAUUGCUUGUUCGCUGCCUUCUUCCCCACCGUUCGUCACUUCCCUGGGUCUUUCCUGGCUUCCCUCAGUUAUGUCCCUCGCUUCGCUGUCAAGUUGGAGGAGUAUCGAGGGCAGUAUCGCCCGGCGGCAGCUGGGGACUGGCAGUGUCUGGAAGAAGCUCUCCUCCCCGCAAUUUCCACCCUGGAAUUGUACCUCAGGAACAUCCCGGACCGCGCCGAAUCCACGCUUGCCAAACGCAUUCCUUCGCUCGCUGAACCAAAUUCGUUCAAUUACCAUCUUUUCGUCGACGAUGCGCGCGCGCGCGAUGCCGCUUGGUGUGCAAGGUUGUCGCUGUUACAACACGCUACGAAGCUGGCGUAUCUAGCGGCGUUGGUCAAUAACCUCAACAAGUCUAAUGAGGCCUGGCGGGGUGUACUUAUGAGUGGUGGCACAUGUGCGGCCUUCAUCGAUCGACUGAGCCAAUCGUGGAUCAUCGAGAAUCACUUCAAAUCAUCACGAGCGGGAUUUUUCAUGCGUCCCGAUUGGGAGUUACGCGAGCAUCUCGAUUUCUUCGUCAACUCUAACGUCCCCAUAUACAUCCACUGGGGUACGCCCGACAACGUCAUGUCGUUACCGUCCGGGAUGAACCCUGCUCUCCGUCCAACGGAGCAACAAGUACGGGACGCAUUUGAUAUCGGCAACCAUCGGCUUUCUUGGCGCUCUACUCCCUCCAGUUGGCGCCCCGCACCCCCUGCCCGCAAUCUCAAGGGCCCGCCUGCGUACGGGAGCGAUGGCUAUCUGACGUCGCCGGUAUCAUCGCAGAUUUCCUCUCACGAUGCUCCCUCGGGGGCAUCCAGAACAUCAUCUAGUGGAUGGGGCACUGCAUGGGAUGAACCCUCCAGAUGGGUUAAUCCCUUGGGAUGGCCCAUUGACAACACGGAUUGGCUCGCAUCUGCUCCGUCGCCGUCACGACCUGUUCAAUCCCAACCUGCGUCACCCUCAGUUCCGAUGGUCCCGUCCGCUACAGGAUUUGGCAUACAACCCGUCGUCGUCCCUCCCCAUAUUUCCGGGAACGUGAAGCCUCUAGACACGGCCGCCAAUUACGAAAAGAAGAACUACAAAGCUGGCCAGGUUGUUCCUCGCAUCCCACCCUGGCGCAAAGGAGAAAGUUUCAUUGCAUUCCAUACCCGUCGCCGUGAUUAUCACGAAUUUUAUAUCGAACAUCUGGAAGUCGCAGCACUGAAACAGUUGCGGCUGAGCAGGGAGAGAUAUGCGAGCACAUUUCCUCAGCCGUCGCCACGCGGCAGUGCUGUUUUCUAUGUUUGGGAGGAGGAUCCGGAAACGGGUGCGCUUGCGAGGAGAAGGGUCACGAACGAGAGGCGUGAACAAUUAUGGGAAGAUUAUGCCCCUCGGAAAUGCAAAUACGACUCCGUUUUGGAUGAAUGGGAUCUCAGCGAACUGUUCGUUGACCCUUAUGUCGAGCGCUCUCGGCCUGGUCGUGACCCAUAUGCCGACUCCGACGACGAAUACGAGGAUGCCGUCUCCCUUCCUGGCGAUGACGAUGACUUCACAUCUGCUUUAUAUCGUGAUUGCGACUUCGACCCACCAUUGCCCCCAUAUCGGUCGUCACCGGAGCUUGUGCCUAUGCCAGCUCUUCCAGGUCCGUCGCCGCCGUCAGCGUCCCCCUCGGUAACAUCGUCAACACAGUCUACAUUACCCUCCGCCACGUCAAUAUCUCCGUGGCUUUCCGUGACGUCGUCGGAUGUGCCUUCGUCCUCGACGUGGUCCAAUCUUUCGUCUGCCUCUGCAGCAUUAUCUUCGAUCGCUCCAGGCUCCUGGUCCACGGCUACAAUAUCAUUACCUUCAGACAUGGAUGUGGACGAACUUGACUCCCUUUCAGGCACACGCGACACGUCGUCGAGCGCAGUUUCGAUGGAUAUAGACAUGAAGGCCGCAUCGGAGCAUACCGUUGCCCCCGUGCCCGCCCCCGUCCCCGUGCCUGCCCCAACGCCUGCCCCCGCGCUUACAAGCCGUCAGAUCGCUGCGUCAUCGACUGUGGUGUCGAUGCACGUAGACGCCAAGGCCACAUCGGAGCAUACCGUUGCCCCCACGCCCGCCACCGUCCCCGUGCCUGCCUCGACGCCCGCAACCGUCCCCGUGCCUGCCCCAACCCCUGCCCCCGCGCUUACAAGCCGUCAGAUCGCUGCGUCAUCGACUGUGGUGUCGAUGCACGUAGACGCCAAGGCCGCAUCGGAUCAUACCGUUGCCCCCACGCCCGCCACCGUCCCCGUGCCUGCCUCGACGCCCGCAACCGUCCCCGUGCCUGCCCCAACGCCUGCCCCCGCGCUUACAAGCCGUCAGAUCGCUGCGUCAUCGACUGUGGUGUCGAUGCACGUAGACGCCAAGGCCGCAUCGGAGCACACCGUUGCCCCCACGCCCGCCACCGUCCCCGUGCCUGCCUCGACGCCCGCUACCGUCCCCGUGCCUGCCCCGACGCCCGCCACCGUCCCCGCGUCUGCCUCGACGCCCGCCCCCACACUUACAAGUGAUCAGGUCGCUACGUCAUUGAACGUGGUUUCGAUGAACGUGGAUGGGGUUGGUGCGGUCUCUGCGCCCGCCCCGAUCCCUGUUCCUCGUAUGCGUGCCAUCAACAGGUAUCCUAAUGACCUGGGGCUUCCGACUCGAUCACCCGUCGACCUUCUGAGAGAUCAUUUCGGUUUGGAAGUCAACCCCGGCCCCAUCGACAUCGACAUCGACUCCACGCUCGACGUCAAGGACCUCUCAGAGGUUUAUAAAGUCCUUGGAUAUUUCUUCCCUCUUGGGCAAGGCGAUCUUCAUUCUGUGGCGGGGCUGCCGUCGCAGACAGCGUCGGAAGCUGUUGGGUUCGUGCGGUCAAUCGUACAAGCGCAUCACGUCAAGGCCCCGUUGAAUGGUCCUAAGUACCCUCCGCCGAAGGCGUGGUUAUACCGCAGGGACUCAGUAGGAUGA